GAACCGCUUUGAACCUUGGAACUUGGAACCUUGGAACAUGGAACCAACGAACCAACAGGUUGGAAGAUGGCACGCAGCAGCACUUGGACAGCUCACCUAUCUAUCAUCACCUCACAACCCACAACCACACCAAUAGCCCAAAUACUGCCCAAAUACACCCGGAGGCGAACAACAGUAAAAAGGAAAGCUCUCCGUGGUUUGUUCCACCAGCCAGCUACUCAUUCCACCACGCCUUGCUUUAGAAACCAACCACGUUGAGCAUUUGGAUCAUUAUCUAUCUUCCUACCGUACUAGUCUAUUUCAUCUUCAUUCCUUGCUGCUCACACACUAACUAACUGCAAUGAUUCGACUAUUUCGAGGCAACAGCGCCAAGAAGCGGCAGAUGGCGAGAGAGCCCGAGAUAAAUCCGUUGGCGUCUCUUCAGUCGAUCAAGCACAUGAACUACGUAAGCGACAAUAUGCAGACGAGCAAGUUGGCCAAGUCAUGGGCGAUUGCCGAGACCAAGGUGGUCAAUAUCCUUCGUGUGUCGGCCAUUAUAGCUCUGCUGGUGGCGGCCGCAGUAGUGGCUACCGGUGUGUUUCUGUAUACCCGCAAUGGGGAAGAGCAAGAUUUCCAAAUUGCCUUUGAAGACAGUGCGAUUCAAGUGAUUGACAGUUUCCAUGAAGCCAUUGAACGCAAUAUGGGAGCCGUUGCUUCCUUGAGCAAUAGCAUCACCAGUUAUGCGCUGGAAACCAACAAGAGUUUUCCCUUCGUCACUUUGCCGCACUUUGAAAUCAAGGGAUCUGAUAUCAGGGCACAAUCGGGAUCGCAUCUUCUCCAUUGGUGUCCACUUGUGUCAGAUCACAACAGGGGGGAUUGGGAAGAAUACUCCUUUCAAAAUAGGCAUCAUGCUACGCAAGCCAUACAGUAUGACACCAAGUAUCGGAUGGAACAAGAUCAGAUGUAUGGCUAUGGAACAAGAUCAAGACAACGACAACUGCAACAGCUACAAGCUCAGAAUGAAACUGAUUCUGAAACACAACAAUUCAACGAGGAUCUGGAAGCUUUAGUAUCAACGGAUACCCAAGGAGUCUUGGGGGUUAGACCCACCACUCUUAACGACGGGUCAAAUUACCAUCCCUAUAUCUGGACCUCGGGAUCAACCACACCCAGAGGAGAUGUCCCCCAAGGAUCCGGAGACGGAAAUUACAUGCCCCUUUGGCAGCAAAGUCCUGCCGAUGCCCGCCUAGCUUCAGCGCUCAACUUGGACGUUGCCAGAUCAAAUUUCAUCGCCAAGGAUCUCAUCCAUACAAUGCAAACGGAACAAAUGGCCGUUUUGAACAUGGCGGCAGAGCCAAGGGAAAUAUCAAAGGCACAAUUCCAAUACUAUCUGAAAGUCUCACAAUACAGACAUCGAGCGGAAGAACUCGUCGACGACUGGCAUACCCUGCUAUCCUAUCCGGUCUUUGAUACCUUUGACGCAGACACACGCAACGUGGCCGGCAUGAUCACCACCGAUAUUUACUGGAAAGUCUUUUUUAGCAAUUUGCUACCCACCAAUCUGCGCGGGCUCGUCUGUGUCAUUACAAACUCUUUCAAUCAGACGUUCUC
Molecule: messenger RNA, 1590 nt
Organism: Seminavis robusta
Lineage: Eukaryota; Bacillariophyta; Bacillariophyceae; Naviculales; Naviculaceae
Source: the annotation of a GenBank genome assembly